Messenger RNA from [Candida] anglica, 2283 nucleotides. The record is from the annotation of a GenBank genome assembly. NCBI's taxonomy places the organism in Eukaryota, Fungi, Ascomycota, Pichiomycetes, Serinales, Debaryomycetaceae.
AUGCGUUUGAUUAUAUUUUGCUUUUAUUUGUUAGUGACCAUUAGGGCCUGGCUGUGGCCCUGGCAGACUACCAGCACCAACAGUGAUGUCAAGGCCGAACCCACAAACAGUGGUGGUGAUUCCAGCAGCAGCAGCAGCAGCAGUGAUAGUGGAUUCCAAUGGGGUGCCAUAACGUCUGAAGUUGGUGGUGCUAUAGGAGGCGUGUUUGGAUCAUCAUCCGCCUCCAAGACAUCCGACCAAUCAUCAACUUCUACCGAUGCUACAACUAAAGAACAAGAUUCGUCUGCCUCGGCAACUGAAAGCUCAUCCGCUGCUUCUAGUGGGAGUAGCAGUGGGGGUGGAAAUGGAGUACUUGGUGGACUCUUUGGAGGUCUGUCAACCAGAAAUGCAUACCAGCCAUAUGAAACAGAUUGUCCCUCUGACCCGAUAGUACGGAGGGCGGAAAACAUCUCGAGUCAUGAAGCUGACUAUAUCAAGAAUAGACAGGUUAAAACCAAUGAAAAUUUGAUUAAAUUCCUUCAAUCAAGGGCAAAUUUAACCAACUUUAAUGCCGAGGACUUUGUUAAAAACAGUCCUAGAAACAUUUCCAUUGGACUUGCCUUCUCGGGAGGUGGUUAUAGAGCCAUGUUGAAUGGAGCGGGGCAAAUUUUGGGUCUUGAUGGGAGAUUUGAUGAUGCUAAUCAAAACGGAUUGGGUGGUCUUUUACAGAGUACAACCUAUUUAUCUGGUCUUUCAGGAGGUAAUUGGCUUGUUGGAUCAUUGGUUUUGAAUGAUUGGGUAUCUGUUGCAGAUAUUUUGAGCAGUAAAGUUGAUAUUUGGAAGUUACAAGACUCUAUUUUCAACCCCAAUGGAUUGAAUGUAGUGGCUACUGCUGAAUACUACACCUCAAUGUAUGAGGCUAUUUCAGCCAAGGAAGAUGCUGGGUAUGAAUCCACCAUCACAGAUGUUUGGGGGCGGGCCUUGAGUUCUCAAUUCUUUGUAUCUGAUGACCAUGGAGAAAACAUUACUUGGUCAGGAAUUAGAGAUCUUGAAAGCUUUAAAAGUUAUGAUAUGCCCUUCCCCAUUGUGAUUGCAAAUGGUAGAACUCCAGGGACAUUGAUUUUGAAUUUAAAUUCCACUGUUUUUGAAAUUAGUCCUUAUGAAUUGGGAUCUUGGGACCCUUCAUUAGAAACAAUGGCUGAUGUGAAAUAUGUUGGUUCAUAUGUCGAAGAUGGUACAAAUUCCACUGGUAAAUGUAUGGUUAAUUUUGAUAACGCUGGAUUUAUCAUGGGGACUUCUUCUUCACUUUUCAACGCUAUUUUACUUCGAGCUGGGGAUGUCACUUUACCAAGUGCAAUCUCCACUGUGUUUAAGAAAAUCUUGGCAGCUGUAAGUUCCACCGAAGUGGAUAUUGCAGACUAUAGUCCAAAUCCAUAUCUUGGAUCCUCAUACGGAACAGUUUCAUCAAUUACUCAAAAUGAAACUUUGUAUUUGGUAGAUGGAGGUGAAGAUGGACAAAAUGUUCCGUUUUAUCCCUUGAUUCAAAACUCUCGAGAGGUGGAUAUUAUCUUAGCUUACGAUAACUCAGCGGAUACGGAUGAUAAUUGGCCUAAUGGCACUUCAAUCAUUCAAACAUACCAACGUCAAUUUGGCAAACAAGGUAAGGGAACUCCAUUCCCUUAUGUUCCUGAUGUGGAUACAUUUUUAAAAACAGGAUUGACCAAAAAGCCAGUCUUUUUCGGAUGUGAUGCAAAGAAUUUGACUUCAUUGGUUGAAUACCAUCAUAAUAGCAAUAUUACGGAAACUGAUAUCCCAUUGGUUGUAUUGUUUUCCAACAAUCAACUCUCAUACGGCACGAACACGUCAACGUUUAAGAUGUCAUAUGAUCGAGAAGAACUCGAGGGAAUCAUUCAAAAUGGAUUUGAAGUCUCAACAAGAAAUAAUUUUACUGAUGAUUCAAAAUGGGCCACUUGUCUUGGAUGUGCUAUUAUCAGAAGAACCCAAGAAAGGUUAGGAGAUGAACAAUCAGAUGAAUGUAAGAAAUGCUUUGAAGAGUAUUGUUGGACGGGAGGUGAAAAGGAUGCAGCACCAACUUCUGCAGUUGCUGGAUUUAGUGCAGAGCUGGGUGGGCCUUCAUCGACUGGUGGUAGCAGCAAUGGUGGAAGUAGAACUGGUGGCGCAGCUUCAGCAACUGGAACAUCCACCUCUUCCUCGUCAAAGAAGGGUGAAGGAUACAAUGCAGUUUCAAUCCCAUCAAGAUUACUUACUGCCAUGGCCUCAUUACUACUUUUUGUUGUAAUUUAA